Messenger RNA from Emiliania huxleyi CCMP1516, 303 nucleotides. RefSeq lists its product as hypothetical. Gene Ontology annotation, molecular function: monooxygenase activity; iron ion binding; heme binding. The record is from RefSeq and is a predicted model, not a curated record. Lineage: Eukaryota; Haptophyta; Isochrysidales; Noelaerhabdaceae. The annotation marks the transcript as partial. The transcript has a single exon.
GUUGCGCUCGGCCUCGACCCGAACCUCUUCUCGCACCCGCACGCCUUCGACCCGGAACGCUACGCGCGCGGAGAGCACGGCCCGCACGGCGCCGCGCUCGCAACCUUCGGCGCCGGGCCGCGCAUCUGUGUCGGGCUGCGCCUCGCCGAGACCGAGCUCUGCGCGCUGCUCGCGCUGCUGCUGCGCCGCUUCGAGAUCGAGCCUGCGGGGCCGGCGCCUCGAGAGUGGUGCGCCGUCACAAACUCCCCAAGGCAGAGCGGGCUGUCCCUGCGGCUCGUGCCCCGGGAAUGGGGAAAGGGAUAG